Molecule: messenger RNA, 1298 nt
Organism: Anthonomus grandis grandis
Lineage: Eukaryota; Metazoa; Arthropoda; Insecta; Coleoptera; Curculionidae
Exons: 6
Coding region: 180-1250 (356 amino acids)
Biological process (GO): GPI anchor biosynthetic process
Cellular component (GO): endoplasmic reticulum
Source: RefSeq, a predicted model, not a curated record
GACAUUCUCCCAUCUUGACAGCCAGCCCAGCUGUUUUAAUUGAGGUUAGAAUUCAAAUCGGAUUCGUGUUUACGUUUACAUCAUACUUUCACACCAACAACAAACCAUGGAACAUACUGCAUAUCAAAUCCCUAAUCGAACCUCGAUGUAAAAGUAUGGUAACCUAAAUUAAAGUUAAAAUGUUAAGGUUUUCCAAGAAGAAAUUUUGUAUAUAUUUUUGGGCAAUUUUAACAUUAUCAUUCAUAUUCUAUGCCGAAUUUCUUAAUUAUAAGCUUAACAGCAGGACAUGGCCUCGGAUGUCUUGCAAAAGUGAUAGUGACUGCACCAGAAUUUUGCUUGUUGCAGACCCACAAAUUAUUGGGAGACUUAACGAAAUUAUCCAUCCAAUAACACCAUUUAGUAUAUUUGAUAGUGAUAGGUACUUAAAAAUAACUUACUUUUAUGCAUAUACUUUUGUCAACCCUCAUGUAGUGAUAUUUCUUGGAGACUUAAUGGAUGAAGCCCAUAUAGCAAGUGAUGAUGACUUUUAUAGCUAUGUUAGGAGAAUAUUUGAUAUAUUUUUAAAACCAUAUUCUCAAAAUAAUCAUCACAUUUGGUUACCAGGAGACAAUGAUAUAGGAGGAGAAGACACCCAAGUGACCCCAAAAAAGCUACAGAGGUUUGAAAGGGCCUUUUCCCAAGCAAGUAUUAAUAACAUUAGAAAUAUAACUUUCUUUAAGAUUAAUCGUCUUACUGGCAUAAUACCAGUAUAUAAAAAGGAGAGAGAAUUCUAUGAUACAAGUAAGAUAUUUGUGGGUUUAAGUCAUGUGCCUUUAAUGUUUAGACCAUCAGUGUUUUCUGAAAAAGUGAUAAAUAAAAUGUGGCCCCAUAUUCUCUUUACUGCUCAUGAGCAUAAAUCAAUGAUUAUUAAUACUGAUGCUCUGUUGCAUAGGGAUUUUCACAUCAUUCCUGUAAAUCCAGAUAAUUCUGAAGUGUAUGAAUAUCCCUUGGGAGUGCAGGAUAUGUAUGAAAUCAUGAUUCCCACCUGCAGCUAUAGGAUGGGUACUAUGAAAAUCGGAUAUGGGUUUGCCAUUAUAGAAAAUAGUGAGGUUAGAUUUACAGUGCUAUGGUCACCAACCAGAUUUGACAAACUGUUUGGGUACUUAAUUUUAAUUGUCUUGCCUUUUGCAUUCAUUUGCUUUUUUAAAACCUAUGGCUGUGUUAAAAGAAAUAUUUGUAAAAUGUUAUUAUUGUUUCUUUUACAUUUUUAACAGUUAUUCUAUGAUUUUACUGUGGUAAAUACAGAUUUUUAAAAUGAA